Molecule: messenger RNA, 1227 nt
Organism: Dalotia coriaria
Lineage: Eukaryota; Metazoa; Arthropoda; Insecta; Coleoptera; Staphylinidae
Product: PHD and RING finger domain-containing protein 1-like
Exons: 3
Coding region: 446-1144 (232 amino acids)
Source: RefSeq, a predicted model, not a curated record
AUUUUCACUUAAUUUAGUUAAUAUUCGAUAUUAGAAGCAAUUUGGCAAUCAAUUUCUACCGGAGUUGAAUUAAAAAAUACUGUGACAGUAGCAGAAUAAGUAUAAUGCCCACAAAGGCUUCAUGUUGCGUAAAAAUCAGUCAUUUUUUGUUUUGUUUUUAUAUUUUAACCAGAAAUUCAAAUGUCAAAGUUAAUCAAGUCAUUUCCCAAGUGUCGUUGCGCAUGUUUGAGCGCAGCUCGAGUUGUGCGCGAAAGAACAAGCGCGUGGGUCGCGUUUUAGUUUAAAAUUAUAACUUUUUACAGUCUUUUUGUGCACAUUGUCAAAGUGUCACGUGUGAGAAACGUUAAAAAACAAUCAGUCCACAGUGCCUAUGACAUAGAUCAGUCAGUUUUCGAUCGCCAAACCGUGCAAUUGCUUUUACGUUUUUUUCAAUACAUCUACACAAAUGUCCAAAAUGGGGAAAUGUACCGGCGCUCCUUUGUCGAAACGUGGUCGUCUGUCGCUGGACGCAAAUAACAAGGCUACCGCAAAUAAAAAGAAACAGAAAGAACACAAAAUGCUGGAUUGUGAGUGUCCAAUUUGUUUCACGAAAAUGAAUGAACACAUCGGGACACCGGAUACAUGCCAUCACCGAUUCUGCUUCACAUGUCUUGUGGAUUGGUCGCGCGUGCAAAACACGUGCCCCGUUGAUCGCUUAAAAUUCAACUCGAUUUUAAUUAGGGACACUUAUGAUGGUCCCGUCAGCAAACUCUGGCAAGUGACGGGGGCCUGCUACAAUCCAAAAGAAGCAGAAAUUCUGCAACUUGUUCAGUUUUCACAAUGUUCACAAACUGAAAAUGAAGAAAAUUAUUCAACUGAUGAAGAUAAUGAAGAUGAAGAUGGAGAAUCAUUUGCAACAGCAGAAGAAGCCAGUGAAGAUGUUCCUGAAGAUGAGGAAAAUGUAAUUAUUCCAACAGUGGAACCACCAACAUCCCCUCAAAUAAGCCAAAAUCUCCGUCGGAGCAGCCGCCUUGCUGAGAAACGCGCACGUGCUGAAAAUAUUCGCAUACAACAAGAUUCAUCGAAUUUUCACACCAUAACCACAAGAGCCGUCGCUCGGCGCAGAAAUACUAUUGCAGGAAGUGGAUUUCAAAGACAUUUGUAAAGGUUUCUUUUUAGAAAAGGCUUUAUUUAAAGGUAAUUCUUUGAUUUAAAAUCGUGAUUAUACAAAUACAUUUACUCAGUGGA